Molecule: messenger RNA, 1284 nt
Organism: Micromonas pusilla CCMP1545
Lineage: Eukaryota; Viridiplantae; Chlorophyta; Mamiellophyceae; Mamiellales; Mamiellaceae
Exons: 2
Coding region: 258-1154 (298 amino acids)
Biological process (GO): RNA 3'-end processing
Molecular function (GO): nucleotidyltransferase activity
Source: RefSeq, a predicted model, not a curated record
CGCCGCGGUCGCGGUACCCCGAUCCGGCGCCGCUCGGCGGCGGCGGCAACGGACGCGGUCGCGGCGGCAAUGGCGGCGGCAGGUACGACGAGAGCGAGUUCUUCCACGACGCGCUCCACGGCGGCGCGACGUUCGGGGAUCACCUCGACGGCGCGCUCGGCGUCGACGCCGGCCCGAUCGACGAGCUCGACGGCGACGACGAGAUCGAGCAGCAGGAGUGGCCCUCCCCGGCGGAGCUCCUCGCGGACACGAAAGCGAUGCUCGCGACCGCGGACGAUCUGAUCAAGCGCGACGGGAAGAACCCGCCGCCGGAGGCGAUGCGACGCCUCGACGCGCGCCUCCGCGCCAUCGUCGCGUCGCAAAAGACGACGCCGCGCGACGACCAAAAGCGCCAGACGCUGUUGCGACGCUUCGCCGACAUGCUGCGGCGCAAGUUCCCGGGCGUGACGCUGCGACCGUUCGGGUCGUUCGUCUCCGUGUUCCACACCGCGAGCUCGGACAUCGACAUCUCUCUCGAGGUGGCGCCGAGCAGCAAGUGGUACGACCCGAAGGAGAUGGGACCGGCGGCGGCGGCGGCAGCGCCGGGCGCGCGCGGCGCGGGGCGCAACCGGAGGCUGCAGCAGCCGCGCGGGUACAAGAGCCGGAAGGUGCAGCUGCUGCACAAGGUGGCGAGCGAGCUGCGGUAUCAGGCGUUCUCGGAGGUGAACCUCAUCGCGCACACGAGGGUGCCGCUGAUUAAGUUUAAGGACCCGCAGACGGGGGUGAACUGCGACGUGUGCGUGGGCAACGACGGCGUGUACAAGUCCGCGUGCUUGGGCGCGAUGGCGAACCUGGACAGCCGGUACCGCGACUUGGUGUUCCUCGUGAAGAUGUGGGCGAAAAAUUUCGACUGCAACGACGCCACCGCCGGGAGCUUCAACAGCUUCGCGCUGUCUCUCAUGAGCUUGUUCCACCUCCAGACGCGCUCGCCUCCGAUAUUACCCCCCGCGAUGCGCUUGACGCUGCAGAACGACGCCGCCGCGGACGCGGACCUCGCGGCGGAGAACGAGCGCGCGGCGAACCUGGAACCCAUACGCAAGUUCCCAGUGUCGAAGAUCCGGCAGCAGUCAGGUGCGAAUAAUGCAUUUCACCCAUCGCCCGGUUUCAACAUUUGAUCGCGUCCCCUUUCAACUGACCACUGAACUUUUUUUGUAUGGAAUGGCCCUCAGACGCGCUGCGAGAUAUCGGCCCCGUGGAGCAAAGAGCGCGACGGUGGGAAAAUUGCGGCGCGGCGAACGACGCGAC